AGAUGGCGGAGCUACAGAUGCUGCUGGAGGAAGAAAUUCCUGCCGGACGAAGAGCUUUGCUGGAUAGUUUCACCAACCUCGAAAGAGUGGCGGAAUACUGCGAGAGCAAUUACAUUCAGUCCCCAGAUAAGCACAGAGCAUUCGAGGAAACUAAAAGUUACACCACCCAGUCCCUGGCCAGUGUCGCCUAUCUGAUCAACACACUCGCUAAUAAUGUGCUGCAGAUGCUGGAUAUUCAGGCGUCACAGCUCCGGCGCAUGGAGUCCUCAAUCAACCACAUCUCACAGACAGUGGAUAUACAUAAGGAGAAGGUGGCAAGACGAGAGAUUGGCAUCUUAACAACCAAUAAGAACACCUCCCGCACCCACAAAAUUAUCGCUCCAGCCAAUCCUGAGCGGCCAGUACGGUACAUUCGGAAACCGAUUGAUUACAGCGUCCUUGAUGACACUGGCCAUGGAGUGAAGGUAAACACACAGAACAUGAAGAUGGGGGGUCUUACUCGGACCACUCCACCCACACAGAAACCUCCAAGCCCUCCGUUGUCAGGAAAGGGAACCAUAGGGAGGCACUCCCCGUAUAGGACACUGGAGCCAGUGCGCCCCCCUGUGGUUCCCAAUGACUACGUCCCCAGUCCGAUGCGCAACAUGGCACCCGGGCAGCAGCAGAGCCCUGUGCGCACAGCGUCACUUAACCAGAGAACCCGCACAUACAGUGGAAGCAGUGGAGGCAGCCAUCCCAGCAGCCGCAGCAGCAGUCGAGAAAACAGUGGGAGUGGCAGCGUAGGUGUGCCCAUCGCUGUGCCCACGCCUUCUCCGCCUAAUGCUUUUCCAGCCUUUGUGGCUGGUGCCGCCAGCAGCCCUUCUGACUCACUUAACUCCACUCAGCCUUCAUCCAGCUGCUUUAAUUCUGUCCCCACCCAGUCCCCAACCAACUCCACUGCCGCCUCUGAACACGAUACCACUCUCCCUUUCAACACUGAGGCUUCAGUUCAACCCCAUCCUCCCCCUCAACCCCUUGCUUCCUCUGCAGCAAGCGCCACCUCCUUUUCCUUAACUUCCCCUGCACCAGGCAUUGCCCCUCAGUUCUACAGCAUGAACAGGCCUGUCCCUAGACAGAUCUCACCCACUGCUGGAGGUUCUCUGCCCUAUCGUCGCACACCCUCUGUCACCAGCCAGUCUGCCAUGCCUGCCAGCCAGCAGAAUGGAGGACCCCACUACAACCAGAGCAAAGUGGUGGCACCCAUUCCCCCAUCCAUCCUGCAGAUCACUCCUCAGCUCCCUCUGAUGGGCUUUGUGGCUCGAGUUCAGGAGACCAUUGCAGAUACUCCAUCUCCACCUACAGAUGAUAACGUGUUUGAAGAGGUGCCCUCUGCACCUCUGGAGGACGGUGAAGAAGGAGAGUCGGCUGUGGUUGAAUACAGCGAUCCCUAUGCUGAGGAGGACCCACCUUGGGCGCCGCGUGCUUACCUAGAGAAAGUGGUGGCCAUAUAUGAUUACAUCCAAGACAAAGAGGAUGAACUCACAUUCCAGGAGGGCACCAUCAUAUAUGUUAUUAAGAAGAAUGAUGAUGGCUGGUAUGAGGGAGUGUUAAACGAUAGCACUGGACUUUUCCCUGGUAACUAUGUCGAGUCCAUCAUGCACUCAGGAAGUGAGGAUUGAUCCCAUACGGUCCAGUGGCAGUACCAGAUCACAUGGGUCUGCACAUAUACAGCUGUGAUAGAAGAUGGGUAAGAAGAAAGGGUGUUUCGCUGAGUUUAUACAUGAGUGGUUGAGAACAACAGGUCAAUGUUUCACCAUGAGGGACAGAAAUGCACUAUUAGAGGAUACUUACGAUUACCGUUUUGUUUGAUGAAGGAUUCAAAACACAACCACUAUUCUAUUGUGUUUGAAUGAUGUAGUUUUGUAAUUAAAGAUAAGAUUUCUUAUACUGAAGAGGACGGCGCUUUUCAUAAUGAACAUCCUACUUUAUUAAUACAGACUAUUUACAUUCUCCUCAGAAGGGUAGGCAUUACAGGUGUCUUUGAAGUGGUAAAUAAAUCUAAAUAAAUUUGCUGUAGACUUGUGGAGAAAGUUGGUAAAACACUGCAGUAGAAUGUAAAGAAUGCAUAAGCUAGAUCAAACUACUGUGAAUACAGUAAUAUUUGAAGUAGGUUUGAUAACGUAUUUAACAGGGACCAGGUACUUUUUUUUUUUUUUUACUUUAUACAUUAUAAAACUCAGAGAAGGACAUUAUAGGUAAAUAAAUCUUAGGUAUUUAUUAAACCCAAAUGGCCAAUAGAGAUUAUUGUACCCGAGGAUGUAAAGUGGAGAGCCAGAUGUAACUUUAUAUUAGAAAGGGAAAAUUGCUAGAUCAUACUGUUAGAUAUACACUGAUCAACCAUAACAUUAAAACCACCUCCUUGUUUUCACUCACACUGUCCAUUUUAUCAGCUCCACUUACCAUAUAGAAGCACAUUGUAGUUCUACAAUUACUGACUGUAGUCCAUCUGUUUCUCUGCAUGCUUUGUUAGCCCCUUUUCACCCUGUUCUUCAAUGGUCAGGACCACCACAGAGCAGCAAUUAUUUAGG
Molecule: messenger RNA, 2567 nt
Organism: Trichomycterus rosablanca
Lineage: Eukaryota; Metazoa; Chordata; Actinopteri; Siluriformes; Trichomycteridae
Gene: abi2a
Product: abl-interactor 2a
Exons: 11
Coding region: 3-1658 (551 amino acids)
Biological process (GO): neuron migration
Cellular component (GO): lamellipodium; SCAR complex; actin-based cell projection
Molecular function (GO): SH3 domain binding; signaling adaptor activity
Source: RefSeq, a predicted model, not a curated record